This is a messenger RNA of Trichoplax adhaerens, 597 nucleotides long. RefSeq lists its product as uncharacterized. The coding region runs from base 1 to 597 and encodes 198 amino acids. The record is from RefSeq and is a predicted model, not a curated record. Gene Ontology annotation, molecular function: calcium ion binding. NCBI's taxonomy places the organism in Eukaryota, Metazoa, Placozoa, Uniplacotomia, Trichoplacea, Trichoplacidae. The transcript is spliced from 8 exons.
AUGGGACAAACAAGAUCCAAAUCCAUUACUAAAUUAUCUCCAGAAGUAUUGGAAGAAUUGGAGCAAACAACGCACUUUUCCAAGAAAGAAAUUACUCGAUGGUAUAAAGAUUUUAUUAAAGACUGCCCUUCUGGACAACUGAAGCAAGAUGAAUUUCAACAAAUAUAUGAACAGUUUUUUCCAAGCGGCGACGUUUCAAAAUUUGCAUCAUUUGUCUUUAACGUUUUCGAUACGGACAAGAAUCAUUUUAUUACUUUUGCCGAAUUUUUAACCGCGUUAUCGAUAACAUCACGCGGAACCGUCGAUGAAAAAUUAGAUUGGGCAUUUUCCCUAUAUGAUAUUGAUCAUGAUGGCUUUAUAACAAGAGAAGAAAUGACUGCUAUUAUUGACGCUAUUUACUGUAUGGUGGGAAGUACAGACGAAAUGCCUGCUGAUGAUAAUACGCCCGAAAAGAGAGUUAAUCGCAUAUUUUCGCAAAUGGACAAGGAUAAUGAUGGAAGAAUUUCACGUGAUGAAUUUGCUACCGGUGCAAAGCAAGACUCUUGGGUGGUUAAGGUUUUAUCGUUAGAUAAAGAUGAUCAAGCGGAUUGCGAUUAA